Molecule: messenger RNA, 3888 nt
Organism: Rhipicephalus sanguineus (brown dog tick)
Lineage: Eukaryota; Metazoa; Arthropoda; Arachnida; Ixodida; Ixodidae
Product: probable phospholipid-transporting ATPase IIA
Exons: 26
Coding region: 231-3515 (1094 amino acids)
Biological process (GO): endocytosis; phospholipid translocation; retrograde vesicle-mediated transport, Golgi to endoplasmic reticulum
Cellular component (GO): plasma membrane; trans-Golgi network; endosome
Molecular function (GO): magnesium ion binding; ATPase-coupled intramembrane lipid carrier activity; ATP hydrolysis activity
Source: RefSeq, a predicted model, not a curated record
AAAAAUGGCGACCUUGAUUGAGGCUUUGACUUCGGUUUACAUAUGGAGCCAAUAGGAACAUAUUUCGCUGUAGCUUGUGCGGCGGUUGUCGCUGAUGACGCCGUUUUGUAUUUGUUCUGCGCGUGAUCGCCAUAAAUAUCUGCAUCAGUUUUGAUGCAUAUGUGGUAAAGGAUGUCUGCAUUCUAAGGCGUUAAACGUAGUUUUAUUGGAACCAUGCUCAGAAACUUGCAAUGCAACGGAGAAAAAUUCAAUAUUUCGCACUUCUAAGAAAAAAUGAGCGAUCACAUGAAGGAUCUGGUUCACGCUUAAGUCUAAGUAGUGACGACGGGUUUGAUGUUGGAGAAGGCGACAGUCUUUUGGAGAAACGUUCCACCAGUCGACAUUGCAAGAAGACUACCAUGAAUUGCUGCAGUUGCCUGACUUCAGCAUUCCAGAGCUGUUGUAGAAGGCUCAGCAUGGGUUGCUGUGGUGCUCAUGAGUACCAGCCAAGAACUGUAUUUCUUGGAAGGCCACCAUCAGAAAAGUUCCCACCUAACAAAAUAUGCAACCAAAGUACAACAUUGCCUUCCUUCUCUCCUCUUUUUCAGGUCUUAUUUAAUCAAUUCAAGUUCUUUUUGAAUCUUUAUUUCUUGGUUGUGUGUUUGUCCCAAUUCAUACCCGACAUAAGAAUUGGAUAUCUCUACACCUACUGGGGCCCCCUUGGAUUUGUGCUAACUGUCACACUGAUACGAGAGUUUAUUGAUGACUGCCGAAGAUAUGCACGGGACAGGGAAGUCAACUCUCAAAAGUUUCAGAAAUUAACAGCCAAUGGAGUCACUUGCAUCCCUAGCUCAGACAUUCGUGUCUCUGACCUCAUCAUAAUAGAAAAGAACCAAAGAGUGCCUGCAGACAUGGUGUUGUUACGAACAACAGAAAAAAGUGGCUCCUGUUUCAUACGAACCGACCAACUUGACGGAGAAACAGAUUGGAAGCUGAGAGUUGCUGUUGACACGACACAACGCCUGCCAAGCAUGGAGGAAUUGCUGGAGAUUGAUGCGUGUGUUUAUGCCGAAGAACCAAAGAAGGAUAUUCACUCAUUCAUAGGAAAGUUCACAAGGCAUGACGGUGAUGGUGCUGAAGAUCCCCUGAAUAUCGAGAACACGUUAUGGGCCAACACAGUUGUUGCAUCUGGGACUGCCAUUGGCAUUGUAAUUUACACUGGCCGUGAAACAAGGAGUGUGAUGAACAACUCUGAAGCACGAAGCAAGGUUGGCCUUCUCGACUUGGAAAUCAACCAGCUCACGAAAGUUUGCGUGGCCGCCGUCGUAGGUUUGGCCUUGGUCAUGAUCCUUGUAAAAGGAUUUGAUGGUCCUUGGUAUCGCUACUUUUUGCGUUUUGUCCUGCUUUUCUCCUAUAUUGUUCCAAUAAGCCUUCGUGUAACCCUGGAUAUGGGGAAGAUGGUGUACUCUUGGAUGAUACAACAGGACAAGGACAUACCUGGGACAGUUGUGCGUUCUACCACAAUUCCAGAGGAAAUGGGCCGUAUAGUCUACCUUUUCACAGACAAAACGGGCACACUGACUCAGAAUGAAAUGGUGCUGAAAAAGCUUCACCUUGGCUCAGUGUCCUACAGCUCAGAAUCUUUUGGUGAAGUGAAAAGCAACCUGAAGGCUGCAUACACCCCUGGAGCACCCACGGUGACACCCGCUGCAGCCGGGGCUACCCAGGGCGUCCGUGUACGGCGCAACAUGGCCACCCGAGUGCAGGAAGCUGUGCGGGCAGUGGCUCUAUGCCAUAAUGUGACACCUGUCUAUGAAGGUGUUACUACUGAUUCAGAUGAGCAGGCAAUGGCGGAGCUUUACCAGAAGCAGCCCACCUACCAGGCAUCUAGUCCUGAUGAGGUGGCACUGGUGGCGUGGACCGAGAGCGUGGGCCUCGAGCUUGUCUACAGGGAUCUCAACUCGAUGAAGCUGCGCACUCCACACGGAAAUAUCCUACACUACACUAUACUGCAGACCUUUCCCUUCACUUCAGAGAGAAAGCGCAUGGGUAUUGUUGUCAAGGAUGAAGGCACUGGCGAGAUAUUCUUCUUCAUGAAGGGUGCUGAUACCGUUAUGAGUGGUAUUGUCCAGUACAAUGAUUGGCUUGAUGAAGAGUGCGGCAACAUGGCACGUGAGGGAUUGCGCACCCUUGUCGUAGCGAAAAAGAACCUCACCGAGGAGCAAUAUCAAGAAUUUGAGAGUCGUUACAACCAAGCCAAAGUAGCUAUUCAAGACAGGAGUGCUCGAACGACGGCCGUCAUCGAAACGCUUGAGCGUGACCUUGAGCUUCUCUGCCUCACUGGUGUGGAAGACAAACUUCAGGAUAAAGUCAGGCCAACCCUUGAGCUUUUGCGCAAUGCUGGCAUAAAGGUGUGGAUGCUGACAGGAGACAAGCUGGAAACUGCCACAAGCAUUGCCAAAUCAUCUCGUUUGGUGUCCAGGUCCCAGGAGUUGCACAUCUUCGAGUCCGUUGCAAAUCGAACAGAAGCCCGAUGUGAACUGAACAAGUUCAGACGUCGGAAUGAUUAUGCCCUCAUUAUUCGGGGCGAUGCUCUUGAGGUGUGCCUGAAGUUCUACCCACGAGAAUUUAUGGAAUUAGCUUGCCAGUGCCCUGCUGUGGUGUGCUGUCGCUGCUCUCCUACGCAGAAAGCUGAAGUCGUCCAUCUUAUCAAACAGUAUACCGAGAAAACUACAUGCGCUGUUGGCGACGGAGGCAAUGAUGUGAGCAUGAUUCAGGAGGCUGACGCAGGCAUAGGCAUUGUGGGUCGAGAGGGCAACCAAGCUUCCCUGGCGGCCGACUUUUCUGUCACCCAGUUUCACCACAUUGCUCAACUACUGCUUGUCCACGGGCGCUACAGCUACAAGAGGUCAGCUGCACUGAGCCAAUUUGUUAUUCAUCGAGGAUUGAUCAUCUCAACAAUGCAAGCAGUUUUCUCAUCUGUGUUCUACUUUGCUUCUGUUGCACUGUACCAAGGGCUGUUAAUGGUUGGGUAUGCCACAGUGUACACUAUGUUUCCUGUUUUUUCGCUUGUUUUGGACCAAGAUGUGCAACCCAAAAUAGCCCUCACUUACCCUGAGCUCUACAAGGAACUUGCAAAGGGACGAUCCCUGUCUUUCAAGACAUUCUUCAUAUGGGUGUUGAUUAGCAUUUACCAAGGUGGCAUUAUUAUGUAUGGAGCACUGCUGCUGUUUGAAGAUGAGUUUAUCCACAUUGUUUCCAUCAGUUUUACAUCCUUGAUUUUGACGGAGCUGCUGAUGGUUGCCUUGACAAUACGCACUUGGCACUGGUUAAUGAUUGCUGCUGAAAUGCUUAGCCUCGGCAUAUAUGUUGCCUCGCUUUUUGCUCUCAACGAGUUUUUUGAUACCCAAUUUAUUCAAACGCCUGCAUUCUUGUGGAAAGUUACGGUGAUCACGUUGGUGAGCUGUUUGCCACUCUACAUUCUCAAGUACCUUCAUCGGAAAGUUGCUCCGUCGAUCUACUCGAAACUCACGUGACACAAUUACGGCAGAUUGCGUGUAUGUGAAGUGCUUUACGUCCGAAAUUUUUUCGGGCAUUGCAGUUCUGUGUGCUUUUUUUCUGCUAGCUUGUCUGGCCUAAUUUAACAGCUGUGUUGGCUAUGACGAUGUGUUUACCCAGUGAAGUAUAUCUUGGUAUAAUUACCGAAUUCAACCUUAUAAUGUUGGAUUAAGUUAUUGAUGUCACUAUAAUGAUGUUGUUUCUCUGCAUUUUUUAUUCUUGCUGUCAUAUUUGGACAGUAUUGAAAUAAUCUAGUGCAAGCGAAUAUUGAUUAUUCCUUGCAAUAUGGUUAAGGUGCACUCGAUUGUGUUGGUUAAUAAAGAUUGAAGUGCAAGUCUUUAUGUCCUUGUA